This is a messenger RNA of Toxotes jaculatrix (banded archerfish), 5568 nucleotides long. RefSeq names its product AT hook, DNA binding motif, containing 1 (gene ahdc1). The transcript is spliced from 4 exons. The record is from RefSeq and is a predicted model, not a curated record. Lineage: Eukaryota; Metazoa; Chordata; Actinopteri; Toxotidae. Bases 1 to 4689 code for a protein of 1562 amino acids.
AUGAGUGGCUUGUCAGAUCACCUUUUUUCAGGCCAAUCUGGGGCUCCAGUGGGCUGUGGUGGGAAUCAAGCAGAGGAAAAAGGGUGUGUGGAAGGGUUGGAGGAGCUGGCAGAGCCUGAGCUCUGGACUGGGGAGCUUGGGUUCCAGGCGGAGUCCCAGGAUCCCUCCAGCGAUGGACUGGCACCGGUGACCUCCGACCCCUUUCCCCCCUCAUCUCCUUCUGUCCUCGCCAACGGCCUCCACCUACAGAGAAGGCUGGGGCACAACACCUGUCGGCGGAGGCAGACGGAGACUCACACUACUGCUGAGACACAUUCAUUCACAGAGACGUUUAGAAACAUGCAGACGCACAUAGACCCAGAUGUGCAUGCGCAGGCUGUUUCACACACACACAUAGAUAAUUGUGGACACAUGGAUAUCAAUGCACAUACAGGUUCUGUAGGGUCAGAACACUCCAGAACUCUCACACCAGAGACCAUACACACAACCUCACCUCAACCCCUGUCUUUGACACUUGGCAAUCAUCCUGCCUCCACCAAUCAGCUGGCAGCCCCAGUCCUCACAGCAGAGACAGACAUGCCCUCAACCUUUUGUCCAGUCCCUAUUGGCCCCAACCCAAACACAGGCUCCUCUCCUCUUCCUGUCGAGGCAGAGAAGAAGUAUGCACUCCGUAGCUCUGGACGUCCCCGCUUCCCCUGUCACCUGCGCAAAUCCUCCCGUCUGCGUCGAAGCAUAGAGGAUGGGGAGAAGAAAGCGUUGAGGGAGAGGGGAGGAGAGGAUGGUGAUGAAGUAUUAGAGGAGAAGAUCUGGAGGAUUAAAGAAGAGGAGGUAGCAGUUGGUGAGAAAGAAGAGCAUUCAUCUGUGGAAGCUGUUCUCCCCACACCUCCCUGCCCUACAGACAUCGCUCUUGCUUUAACCGUACCCAAACCUGUACCUAAAGCUAUACCUAAACCUGGGCCCAGACUUGGGCAUAAACCUGGACCUAAAUCCAGGUCUAGGCCCGCACCAAAAUCUGUCCAUAAAGCGGGUCCUAAAAGUGUCAUGAAACAGCGCCAGGCAGCGCAGUCCAUUGCUCAUCGUGUUACCCCUCAUCUCCCAUUUGCGAACACAUCCACCAUCCCUGCAUCUCUACUGACUGUGAAGGAGGAACGUGUUGCAGAGUUGGGGGUGUGUCCUCCCAAUAACCGGAGAUGCGGACGUUUUGUUGGUGUGAGGAAGAUUGUUGUCAAGGUGGCUCGCAUUCCUGUCAGCCUUAGCCGCAGACAGAAGAGCUACAAGAUUUCCAAUUUGGAGACAAUUACAGGUACAGAGAAAGGCAAUGAUGGUGGGCUUGAAGGCUCAGAGGCAGCUCGAGAGCCAACGGCGCUUCUCCGCAUGAAGAACAAUGGGAAGAGCGUUAUGGUGAUGUUCCCUCCUGGAGAGUUGCCUGUUAUUCUCAAACGCAGGCGGGGACGGCCGCCUAAACAGGCUCUGCCAGGAAUACCAGGAGAGCCUCCCAAUGCUGGCAGUGCUGGUGGUAAUGUAGACCAGCCCAAAAAGCCCCGGAGGCGUCGUCGGACUAAACUCCCUUCUCCUUAUCCAUCUUAUGUUAAUGAUACCAACGAUGUGAAAACAGAGUAUGGGGAUGUUCUGUCCAAACUGGCCUUUUUAAACCGCCAGCCCCCUGCCACUGGCCGCUGCUCUCCACCCCGAUGCUGGACACCCAGUGAGCCAGAAAGCUUUCAUACCCCCUUGGAAAACCCUGGAAUAUCCACCCUACUCCACCGGCUCACUGGGUAUAGACGCCCGCGGGGUGGCAGAGGAGGUGGCAUUGGAAGAGGUGGAGGAACAGCAGGGGGGAUUGGGGGCAGUGAGCGCAAUAAGAGCACCUUCAGUGACUUCUUUGAAUCCAUUGGCAAGAAGCGGAAACUAGGCCCCCUGUCUGAGCAUGGAUUACCUAGGAAAAGGGGGAAGGGUGUGGGUGGGGUUGGCAGGGGAGGGGGUAUUGUAGGAACUGAGCCUGGGGGAGAGAAAGUAGUCAGGAAGAGACGUAUGAGAAAAAAUGGCGCAUUUAAAGGAGAGGGGGUGUCCAUGGGGCAGGAUUGGCCCAACGGGGCAGGUGGCUGGGGAGAGGAGGGGGGUAUGGAAAAGGAGAAAGGUUUGGGUGGGUUUCAGCUCUGCGGAUCUCCAAGGGGGGGCUUUUCCUCUUGUGAGGUUGGAAGGGGGGGCGCCUAUAGCAGUCCAGGAGGAAGCAGAGGGGUUGGGCCAGCUGGGGAGGACUCACAAGGCCUGUUUGCUGGAUAUUUCCGGUCUCUGCUUGACUCGGAUGAUUCGUCAGACCUGUUGGACAUCUCCUCCUCACAGUCAGACCCCCGCAAAACUUCAUCCACCCCUGGUUAUGAGCCAUCAAGCCCGGCUACAGGUCACAGCUGGUCCCCUGCAUUCUCCAAGUGGUGCUCCAAGGGUGGUGCAAGUUCUGGGGCAGAGGGUUCAGCCCAGACACAUUGCUCUUCAGCCCGGCCUCCAUACAGCUAUGGCAGCCUGGCCCAAACGUCACCCACCACUUCUACCUACCCCAAAUCCACUCCUCCAUCUCUCUCACACUCUCCUAGCUCCCCCCACCCUGGCUCUUUUGGCCAUUACUCCUCUGGCUACUCCUCCUCUUCCCCUGCAGUGUCACAGAGAUCCUCUGACUGCAGCUUUGCUUACGGGUCUGGACACAGCAGUGGUAAAGCAACCCCUGUUGGCCAGAUCAGUUAUUCUAGUUACCAGGCAGCAGCCAAGCGGGGCUUUUGUGGAUAUCCUGCAGGUCUUUCCUCCAUGGUGCGGGGGGAGUCAACAGGACCCACGUCACCUGGAGGAGGGUACAUGUCUGUGGCCAAAGGUAGCCCAUUCAGCUCCUCCUCCUCCCCAGAAGGAUUCAAACAGUACAACUCGAGCCAGUGGAGCUUCAGACAAGGUUAUGGUGGCUGGUCAACAGACAGCUUUGGGCCUCAGUAUCAUGGCUUUGGUGAAUAUGGCUCCAAUGAGUCCAAAGACAUCUUGGAUAUCUCGAACUACACCCCUCAGAAGGCCAAACGACAACCUUUUCCUGAAAGUCUAUCAGAAUCCUCCUCAGACUCUUCACAUCUUGGAUCUGUACCCACUGGUAGUGGGCCGAGCUCCACAGGUGGCACAUACAAACAGAAUGAGGCUGCUUCUGUUAGUGCAGAAGGGGGCCAGUCAAGUCUCUCUAGCCUGGAGAAGCUGAUGAUGGAUUGGCAUGAGAGUGCUUCAGGGCCCUCCUAUAACUGGAGCCAGAGCGUCCUCUUCCAGGGUGGGGGGACCAGCAAGCCCGGCCGAGGUCGCAGGAAACGGACUGAACCACAAUCAGAAAAAGAGGGGGGCUCUGCUUUACACUCUGAUUCCCCAUCCAGUCCCUCACCAACGCCUACUCCAGGACCUAAACGGGGAGGGGUUGGUGGACGGGGAAGGGGAUCUAGAGGAGGCAGAGGGGGUUUGUCUCCAUGUCAGAGAGAGCGGCCAUCAGGGGCUAAAGGCAGGGGCAAGGCUGUCUCUGCAUCAGGGUCUGGAGGAGUAGUGUCUGCUGGAGGUCCAGAGGGGUCUGGGUUGUUCCAGGAAGUGCUGGACUAUUACAGCGGAGACAGUAGUAGCCUCUCUCCCCUGGCCACUCCCAAUCCUGCACCACCUUCCAGCUACCUCCAGGACCCCUGUGAGUACCCCUCCCCUUAUUCUGCCCACCCCUCCACACCUUCCUCUGAGGAGCGAUAUCCAGCCUUAUACCCUGGAGAGUCCUCCUCUUCCCUCUCACCCAGUGUCUCAUCUCCCCCUUACCCUCCCAAGCCCACCCCUCCUCCGCCCCAGUCUUACCACCCAGUCCCGUCCAGGACCUUUUCCCCCUCCUGCUCUCCCUCACCAAGGGUUACACCCCUCUGCGGCACUGCACUGAGUCCCUCACAUCGCCCCCCUCCAAAAGACCCACAGUUCUCACAGUAUGACUCCCCCAGUUAUUGCAGCUCCCCCUACUGGUACGGACAGACGUCACACAGCGGCAGCCCCAGCCCUCACUCACACAGCACACACUCAAAUACAGCCGUGCACACACACAGCAACCCGCACACAAGUCCUCACGGAAAUGCACAUGGUAAUCCACUCACUAUCUCAAAUGCAAACACACACACACACAUAACCCCGACAACCCAUGACACACAUCAUCACAACACACAGCCUCAUGCAAACCUGAGCUCACACACCAACACCCAUCCCACCUCACACCUCCAGAGCAACCCCCUCACCCUCUCAAACCCUCACACCAACAGUCAGCCCCACCACAACGCACACACUAACCCCAACCCUCACCUCCCAUCCCAUGCACACUCCAACCCCAGCCCCAGUCUCCUCUCCCACUCAACACCUGUGCUUUAUGAGGAGCGCAGCCCUCCCUCCACCAUGACUGCCCACAAGCGGGAUCUGACCCCACACCCCAUGAGCACAGGCCAUCGCCAGGGCCACCUGCCUCACUCCCCCUACCCCAAACCUCCCCUGGACUCCUCGCCCCAUCAGGAGGACACUAGUGGUUUCUCCCUGUCCCACCAAUCCUAUCAGGGAAUGGGACACCGCUACCCCUCCCAGGUGGCUCAGGGAGGUGGGGUGCUGUGCCAGCUCCUGGACCCAGCCAGUGAUGACAGCUUCAGCGUCACCAGCCUGUAACAGCAGGUGCAUUCAAUCCAAGCUUUUACAGAUUUGCAAACAUUUUUUUUUUUUCAUUUUUCUUUAAGGCAACUUCUUUGUGAGAGACUGUGAAAUGAAGGGUGAGAAUUUAGCUGCCAGCUUUGGACAGUAAAGCUUUAAUUCUCCAGCACUGACAAUCAAAAUCAACCGCAACGUAAACACCCAAGCAUGUAAACACACAAAUGCACACACACACACACACACACACACACACACACACACACACACACACACACACACACACACACACACACACGCAUGUGCAGAUGAAUUCACUACCUAGACAUGAACACAUAGAAUCAUACAUGUGUACACUGACUCACAUGCUACGCUGAGGGAAUGGCCAAGCGGAGCUGACAGAUGAAUACCAGACGCUGACGGACAGAGACAAACCUAUUUCCUCAUCCUGUUGAGUCCUGCUGUGAUACAUAGAGGACUCCGUUCCCCAGAAGUCUGUAUCUCAUCAAAUCUUUCUGGUCUUGUUCUGUACAUCUGCAAUAUGGACAAACUAGGAUCACACUGCUCUAUCUCUCUUUCUGUUUCUUUCCUCUGUCCUCUCUCAACCCCCCUCCUUUGCUAAACCAGCAACCGUGUUCUGCACUCGACUCACCAACACUGCAUUUCUGUCUCGUGCUCUAAACCUGAACCGCAUCUGAGCCCAAAUCAACUUUUUAAAUACCAUGAGCCUUGCAAGUGUCCUGCUCUGUGCACUCCUUGUGUUGUGACCCAUAAGAGAAAAGUGGACUAAACCAGUUUCUGCUCUCGAAAUACCAGCAUCUGUACAUACGACUCCAGCUCCAAGCCAGGGGCCCCCUCUUCACUCUGAAGGUCUGUCAUCAACACGCCCUCCUCAGCGUU